CAUCAAACCAAUCUCCUCCAAUCCCACCCUAUCCCCCUUCAAUCCCAUCAGAACACUCUCUCCGAAAAAAUGCAGAAAAAAAAUCCAUUUUCCAUCUUCAUCACCACCUUCCUCCCUUUAUUCGUCUUCUUCUUUUUCUUCUCGAUCCUGACCUCAGCUUCAGAGCAAGAUCUCCUCCUCAGCUUCAAAUCCUCCAUCUCAGAUCCCAUCGACUCCCUCUCAUCAUGGACUAACUCAUCUCAUCCAUGCACCUGGUCUGGAAUCACCUGCACCAAUUCCAGCCCACCUUCAGUCCUCUCUCUCAAUCUCCAAUCCCUCAAUCUCUCUGGUGCAAUCUCCCCUUCUCUCUGCUCUCUCCCUUCUCUCGCUCACCUCAACCUUGCAGGCAACCUCUUCAACCAGCCCAUCCCUCUCCACCUCUCCCACUGCAAUUCCCUCACCUCCCUCAAUCUCAGCACCAAUCUCCUGUGGGGCCCACUUCCUAAUCAGAUGCCCCUUUCUCUCACAACCCUUGAUCUCAGCUAUAACCAUCUCCAGGGGCAGAUCCCUCCCUCCUUCGCCUCUCUGCAAGGCCUCCAGGUGCUCAACCUGGCGGGCAAUUUGUUCUCGGGCGCUCUCCCGCCUUCUCUCUUAUCCAACCUCACUGACCUUCUCGUCCUUGAUCUGUCCGAUAACCCAUCUCUCGUCAGUGGGAUUCCUCAACAGAUUGGGAAGCUUGGGAAUUUGCAGCAGCUCUUGUUGCAGAGGUCUGGUUUUCAUGGUGGGGUUCCUGAUUCCUUUGUGGGUUUGCACGGGCUGGAGGUUUUGGAUCUCUCCCAGAACAAUUUGACUGGAAAUCUGCCCCUGCGAAUUGGGUCUGGAUUGGGAAAGCUGGUGUCUUUUGAUCUUUCUCAGAAUGGGCUAUCGGGGCCUUUCCCUGCUGAUAUCUGCCUCUCAAAAGGCCUCACAAGCCUCAGUCUCCAUACCAAUCUCUUCUCCGGAUCGGUAGCCGACUCUCUUGAGAGAUGCUUGAGUCUUGAGAGGUUCCAAGUUCAGAACAAUGGGUUUUCUGGUGAUUUCCCAUCUGGGUUAUGGUCGUUGCCGAAGAUCAAGCUCAUCAGAGCCGAAAACAAUAGGUUCUCGGGAGGAAUACCCAAUUCCGUGUCGAUGGCAGUUCGCCUUGAGCAAGUUCAGAUAGAUAACAAUAGCUUUACAGGUAGGAUUCCUCCAAGUCUUGGGUCCAUUAGUAGCAUGUAUCGAUUUUCCGCAUCAAGUAAUGGUUUUUAUGGGGAGCUCCCACAGAAUUUCUGCAGCUCACCAGUCAUGAGCAUUAUUAAUCUUUCGCACAAUUCGUUGUCGGGGAGCAUUCCGGAGCUCCAGAAAUGUAGGAAGCUGGUGUCCUUGUCGUUGGCAGACAACAGCUUCAUAGGAAAAAUCCCAGCUUCUCUUGCUGAUUUACCUGUUCUAACAUACAUCGACCUCUCUAAUAAUAAUCUCACUGGGGAAAUCCCGCCUGGGCUUCAGAACUUAAAGCUUGCCCUGUUCAAUGUUUCCUUCAACCGGCUCUCCGGUAGAGUUCCGUCUUCUUUAAUCUCUGGUCUUCCGGCUUCGUUUCUACAAGGAAAUCCUGAUCUCUGUGGACCUGGAUUACCCAAUUCGUGCGCAGAUGACAAGCCAAAGAGACGGUCGACGCGGCCCACUGGACUUAUAUGUUUGCUGAUUUCGAUUGCUUUUGCGGCUGGGAUCAUGGUUGUUGGUGCCGGAUUCUUUGUGAUGUAUCGGUCUUCCCGGCAGAAGUUUCAUUUGAGCCAUUGGAAGUCAGUAUUCUUUUAUCCUCUUAGAGUUACAGAACAGGAUCUGGAGAUGGGAAUGGACGAGAAAAAUGCUGUUGGCAGUGGAGCAUUCGGCAAAGUUCAUGUAAUCCGUCUACCGAGUGGCGAAUUUGUCGCAGUCAAGAAGCUAAUGAAUGUAGGGAUUCUUUCUUCAAAAGCUUUGAAGGCCGAGAUCAAAACAUUGGCCAAGGCCAGGCAUAAGAACAUUGUCAAAUUGCUGGGAUUUUGCUACUCGGAGGACUCGAUCCUUCUGAUUUACGAGUAUAUCCAGAAAGGGAGCUUAGGGGACUUGAUCUGCAGAUCGGAUUUCUUGUUGGAAUGGAGGGACCGGCUGCGGAUUGCAGUGGGGGCCGCUCAAGGUCUGGCUUAUCUUCACAAGGACUACGUCCCACAUUUACUUCACAGGAAUAUCAAAUCCAAGAAUAUUCUUUUGGAUAUGGAUUUUGAACCGAAGCUUACGGAUUUUGGGCUUGAUCACAUUGUUGGAGAAUCCGUGUUUCUGUCAUCCAUGGCUUCUGAAUUGCAUUCCUCCAUUUACAUGGCACCAGAACACGGGUGUAGUAAGAAGGCAACUGAGCAAAUGGAUGUGUACAGCUUCGGUGUGGUAUUACUUGAGCUUGUGACCGGCAGGCAAGCUGAGGAGCCGGAGUCCGGUGACUCCAUCAAUGUUGUGAAGUGGGUCCGAAGGAAGAUCAACAUGACCAACGGAGCUAUCCAAGUUUUGGAUUCGAAGAUCUCAAAGACAUUCCACCAAGAAAUGUUGGCUGCUCUAGAAAUCGCUCUUCGGUGCACCUCUGUCAUGCCCGAUAAACGCCCAACGAUGUUUGAGGUUGUCAGAUCGCUUCAAUCUCUUGACUCUAAGAAUAGGCCUCCAAGGUUGUUUUCGUACGAGUUCUCUGCCCAUGACGAGCAUUCGGAUCUAAGCAGAACGUGAUUGGUAUCACCCAUCAUGGUUUUAUUGUAAAUACGACAAAGAACAAAAGACGUGAGUGUUUCACAUGGCUUCUUUUUUCUAAUUUCUAUUGUUUGAAAAUGCUUCUUGUACUACAGGCUUCUGGCUUUUUUAUCAAAUGAAAUUUCCUCAGAACUGCUUGGGACUUGGA
Magnolia sinica is the source of this 2914-nucleotide messenger RNA. RefSeq names its product probably inactive leucine-rich repeat receptor-like protein kinase At5g06940. Bases 70 to 2745 code for a protein of 891 amino acids. Gene Ontology annotation, molecular function: ATP binding; protein binding; protein kinase activity. Lineage: Eukaryota; Viridiplantae; Streptophyta; Magnoliopsida; Magnoliales; Magnoliaceae. The record is from RefSeq and is a predicted model, not a curated record. Gene Ontology annotation, biological process: protein phosphorylation. The transcript is spliced from 2 exons. Gene Ontology annotation, cellular component: plasma membrane.